CUGGACCAGCGAUAAAACCCAUCUCCUGCUCUGGCAGGCGGGUUCCUAACCACUGGACCACCAGGGAAGUCUUGCUGCCCUACUGCUGAUGUGGCCUGCUUUUGAUACUUUGGGUCAACUCAGGAGUUGAUGUCUCCUUCUGAUCAGCUGUAAACUGUGUGUCAGAGCCUCCAAGGUGCUGUGGAAACCCUACCGCAAAUCACCCCCAACACAACGAACCCUCUUCAGAGCCUGCAGGUGAUCCAGGGCCGGCGCCUGCUCUGGUGCCAUGGCCUCUUCAUGCUGUCUACCCGGAUGUGGAAACUGAACCAGGGAUGUUUUCAUAAACCAGUGCCCUCUUUUGUUUCUUUACUCUCCCCCUCACUCUGCCCUCUGUAGCUCUUUCCUUACCUUCCAACAGAGGCCUUCUGAUACUACACGUAGUGCAAGCUGAGUACCUGGCAGGCACCAGGUGGAGGUGCCAUGCCGAUGGGUAGGAGUGAAGCUCCCUGAGGGGCCCUCGUGCACCCUCUGUACCCUCACAGCUCCCAGCACAGCACUGAGAACAUAACCGGACACCUUCAUUCGGCGCCUUUUGACACUGUGUACAAGCAAAUGCUCAACCCAGACAGACAGUGAAUUUACCUGUUGGACUAGGAUCAUGGGAGACUGCCUUGACCUUCUCUUAGGAGUCGUACUCCUGACCAGUCCUGCACUUGGAAUUUCUUCCUGCUUCUUCAAUGGUUGGAGAGCCCUCUAUCUUUCCUGCAACCUCACCCAAGUGCCCCAGGUCCCCAACACCACCAAGAGCCUCCUGCUCAGCUUCAACUAUAUCAGGACAGUCAGAACCACAUCCUUCCCCUUCCUGGAGCAGUUGCAGCUGCUGGAGCUGGGAACUCAGUUUACUUCCUUGACCAUUUACAGAGAAGCCUUCCGAAACCUGCCCAAUCUCAGGAUCCUGGACCUGGGUGGAAGUCAGAUAGAAUUCUUGCAUCCAGACGCUUUUCAGGGACUGCCCCACCUCACUGAACUUCGACUGUUUUUCUGUGGUCUCUCCGAUGCUGUAUUAAAAGAUGGUUAUUUCAGAAAUUUGGCAUCUUUGACUCGCUUGGACCUAUCCAAAAAUCAAAUUCAGAGUCUUCAUCUUCAUCCCUCUUUCCGGGAACUGAAUUCCUUGAAGUCCAUUGAUUUUUCCCUCAACCAAAUACCUAUUGUAUGUGAGCAGGAGUUCAAACCCCUCCAAGGGAAAACACUCUCCUUCUUAAGCCUUGCUGAUAACCACUUGUACAGCAGGGUGUCAGUGGACUGGAAUAGGUGUCUGAACCCAUUCAGAAACAUGGUCCUGGAAACCCUAGAUGUUUCUGGCAAUGGCUGGGGGGUGGACAUCAUGAGAAACUUCAGCAAUGCCAUCAAUGGGAGCCAGAUUUUCUCUUUGGUUCUUACCCAUCACAUUAUGGGUUCUUCGUUUGGCUUCUCCAACCUGAAGGAUCCUGACCAGCACACCUUUGCUGGGCUAGCCAGGAGCUCGAUGAUACAGCUGGACAUUUCACAUGGGUAUAUCUUCUCCCUGAACUCCGGAGUCUUUGAAACGCUCCAGGAACUGAAGGUCCUAAACCUCGCCUACAACAAGAUAAACAGUAUUUUGAGGAAUGCGUUUUAUGGACUCGACAACCUCCAAGUUCUCAAUAUAUCAUAUAACCUUCUUGGGGAAUUAUAUAAUCAUGAUUUCGAUGGACUACCUAAGGUAGCCUAUAUUGACCUGCAGAAGAAUCACAUUGGGAUCAUUCAGGACAAAACAUUCAAAUUCCUGGGGAAAUUAAAUACCCUGGACCUCCGGGAUAAUGCUCUUAAAACAAUUUAUUUUCUUCCAAGCAUUCCUAAUAUCUUCUUGGGUGGCAAUAAGCUGGUGACUUUGCCAAACAUCCCACUUACAGCCAAUUUCAUCCAAUUAUCAGAGAAUAGGCUAGAAAAUCUGAAUGAUCUCUACUUCCUUCUCCAGGUACCUCAUCUCCAGAUUCUCAUUUUAAAUCAAAAUCGCUUUUCCUUUUGUCCGCAAAACCAUGCCCCUUCAAAGAAUCCCAGCCUAGAAAAGCUUUUCCUUGGAGAAAAUAUGUUGCAACUUGCCUGGGAAACCGAGUCAUGUUGGGAUAUUUUUAAGGGGCUUUCUCAUCUCCAACUCCUCUAUCUGAAUAAAAACUACCUGAAUUUCCUUCCACCAGGAGUAUUUCAUCAUCUGACUGCACUGAGGGGACUCAGCCUCAAAGACAACAGGCUGACUGUUCUUUCUCCUGGUGACUUACCUGCUAACUUAGAGAUCCUGGAUAUAUCUGGAAACCAGCUCCUAUCUCCUGAUCCUGAUUUAUUUGCAUCACUGAGUGCCAUGGACAUAACUCAUAACAAAUUCAUCUGUGAUUGUGAACUUAGUGCUUUUAUCCAUUGGGUCAAUCAAACCAAUAUCACAAUAUCUGGGUCUCCAGCAGACAUGUACUGCAUGUACCCAAACUCUCUGGCUGGGGUUUCCAUUUAUAGUCUUUCCACAGAAGGUUGCGAAGAAGAAGAAUUUUUAGAGUCCCUGAAGUUUUCCCUUUUCAUCUUGUUCACUGUCACCUUGACUCUGUUCCUCAUGAUCACCCUCACGGUUACAAAGUUCCGGGGGUUUUGUUUCAUCUGUUAUAAGAAAGCCCAGAGUCUGCUGUUCAAGGACCCCAUCAAGGGAAGAGAAUCAGAUACAUACAAAUACGAUGCCUAUUUGUGCUUCAGUAGCAAAGACUUUGAAUGGGUGCAGAACGCUUUGCUCAAACACCUGGAUGUCCAGUACAGCAGCCAGAACAGAUUUAACCUGUGCUUUGAAGAAAGAGACUUUAUGCCCGGGGAAAACCACAUCGCCAACAUCCAGGAUGCCGUGUGGAGCAGCAGGAAGACUGUCUGUCUCGUGAGCAGACACUUCCUUAGAGACGGGUGGUGCCUCGAAGCCUUCAGUUACGCCCAGAGCAGGUGCUUAGCUGACCUCAACAGCGCCCUCAUCAUGGUGGUGGUGGGGUCCCUGUCCCAGUUCCAUCUGAUGAAGCAUCAGUCCAUCAGAGGGUUCGUCCAGAAACGGCAGUACUUGAGGUGGCCUGAGGAUCUCCAGGAUGUUGACUGGUUUCUCAAUAAACUCUCUCAAUGCAUUCUAAAGAAAGGAAAGGAAAGGAAGAAAGACAGUGCUAUUCAGCUGCGAAGUGUAACCACCGUCUCCUAGGCAAAGGAGCAGUUUCUACUUACUGCAAGCCACAGAUAACUCUGUACCUUUUAUGUCCACUAGUUACCAUUUGCCUGCCUUUAUGUUCAGUUGCUCAGUCAUGUCCCACUCUUUGCGACCCCAUGGACUGUAGCCCACCGGGCGCCUCUGUUCAUGGGAUUUCCUAG
Messenger RNA from Capra hircus (goat), 3384 nucleotides. It is a transcript of the gene TLR5, whose product is annotated as toll like receptor 5. The coding region runs from base 641 to 3217 and encodes 858 amino acids. Gene Ontology annotation, biological process: toll-like receptor signaling pathway; immune response; inflammatory response. The record is from RefSeq and is a predicted model, not a curated record. NCBI's taxonomy places the organism in Eukaryota, Metazoa, Chordata, Mammalia, Artiodactyla, Bovidae. Gene Ontology annotation, molecular function: transmembrane signaling receptor activity; protein binding. Gene Ontology annotation, cellular component: membrane. The transcript has 2 exons.